Molecule: messenger RNA, 231 nt
Organism: Glarea lozoyensis ATCC 20868
Lineage: Eukaryota; Fungi; Ascomycota; Leotiomycetes; Helotiales; Helotiaceae
Exons: 1
Coding region: 1-231 (76 amino acids)
Source: RefSeq, a predicted model, not a curated record
AUGGUCAGGCCGAUAGCUGCUCCGCUCUACAAGGAACAGGUAGCGGAAGCACUGACUGGCGUCUGGGAUGAUGAGAUUAACGACUGUCAUCAAACCUACACCAUCGAUCUCGAUUGUGACAGACCUGGAAUCCUGGAUGCUGGAAACGCUAUUCGCAAUUUUGCCCGGAAUCAGGAACAGCUUGUCAAUCACUUUGUUCAUGAACCUCGGCCAUCAGUAUAUUUAUCAUAG